CGUUGGUGGAUAAAGUAAUAAUUUUCCAUUUAGUCUAACACAACAAAACGACUCUAAAUAGACGAAAAAUGUUUGCAAACAAUUUCGGAGAACAUAGCAAUGUUUGCUGUGGACUUGUGUCAGUGGCUGCACGCGAAAUUUACCCAAUUCCGCUAAUAUCCGUAGAUGUAAGUGCUUCGGUGAUUCAUGCUGUUGCACAAGUGGAAAUAACACAAAAGUAUGUGAACAAAGAGGAGCGACCAAUCGAAGCGAUUUAUUACUUUCCAAUGAAUCCGGAUGGAGCUGUUACCAAUUUCCAAGCAGAAUUAGAUGGCAGAGUUAUCAAAGGAACGGUGAAACCACGCGAAGAAGCUGAAAGGGCCUACAACAAGGCAGUAACAGAAAACACGACAGCUUUUUUGGGAGAGGAGAUUAAAGCUGAUAUAUUUAAACUCCGAAUAGGUUUCUUAAAACCAGAAGCUGAAGUAAAGAUCAUCAUCGAAUACAUUACGGAGGUGAAAAAUGAGCCGGGAUCCGAUAAUAUUCGGUUCUACGUUCCUACAACAAUUGCUCCACGCUACGUUUCUGCUAAGGAAACCGAUGAUGGCGCGAUUGCAAUCAGAAACAUGAAAUUUUCGUUAACAUCGCCAGCGCCAUUAUCCAUUAGCGUAACAAUUUCGAUGCAAGGCGGAAUUAAGUCUAUUGAGAGUCCUACGCAUAAUGUGAGAGUGGAGAAGUUGAAACGAAUUUCUGAAGAUGAUGUUUGGCACAAAACUGUUGUGGAAUUGUCAGGCAAAACAACUGAUAUGGACCGAGACUUUGUGCUAAAUAUUGUACCUGAGGAAAGUCAUACUCCUAGGCUAUAUUCAGAGAAGAAUGGAAAUGGCUCAACCGUUGUCAUGGUUUAUCUAAUACCCAGUUUUAAAUUGGAUGAACAAAAAACUGAGCUUAUCUUUGUGGUGGAUAGAUCUAUGUCAAUGAUGGGUGAUAGCAUUUCUUUGGCAAAGAAAGCACUUUUACUGUUUCUCCAUUCUAUGCCUGCCGAUUGUUAUUUUAACGUGAUGGGGUUCGGUUCCACAUUUGAGUUGUUAUUUCAAGCUAGUGUAAAAUAUGAUGACGAAAGUUUGAAGAGAGCGAAAGCACAUGCAAAGGAUCUGAGAGCCGAUCUUGGAGGAACCGAAAUUCUUGAACCUUUAAAGAGAUUAUACGAUAUGUCCGGACGAGAUGGUUACUUGAAACAAAUUUUUAUUCUUACUGAUGGAGCAGUUUCCAAUACUCAAGAAAUCUUCGGGAUCGUUAAGGCCAACGCCCACAAAGUUCGUGUAUUUACACUUGGCAUUGGUGACGCAGCAUCUCAUAGCUUGGUUGAAGGGGUAGCUAAGGCUGGCGGUGGAACAUCUGCCUUUGUUACGUACAAUGAAACCAUGGAGAAGAAGAUUCUCAAUCAACUAAAAAAUAGUCUGCAACCGUCACUGACUGAUAUCGAAGUAGAGUGGGAAGGGCUGCCUGCAGAUCCUGUUCAAGUGAAAAAAAUUGCUCCUCUUAACAAAACGAAAACGUUAGUCGGCUACAAUAAGCCUGUGGAGUCAGCGUCCGCGAAAGCCAUUUCGAAGUUUAAACAGUCACCGAAAAGAAUUCCGCCAGUGUAUGACGGAUCUCAGAUGUUGGUGUUUGGAUUGUUUGGAAAUGAGUCCCCGACAUCAGCUUUAAUUACAGCACAAUCCCCCGAUGGACCUUUGACAGUGAGAGUGGAGCAUUCUCUUUCAAGUAAUGCUGGUGACACGUCCAUUCUACAUCGUCUUGCAGCAAUCAAACUGAUUCGUGAAUUGGAAAUUGAAGUUUCUGCUGUGCGCUUCAAUUAUGAUUCGAAAGAGGAAGAAGAAAACUUGAAGCAAGAGAUAAUAGAAAUUGGAUGUCAGAAUGGGCUUGCUUCAAUGUACACCUCUUUCUUUGCUAGUGACGUAAAGAAAGACAAAUUCUCGACGGAUAUAUGGGUAAUUGAAACUAGACAUGUGCCCACACAAUUUGCUCAUGGAUGGCAGGGAGGGUGUAGCUUGAAUUCGAUCGGUUCCUCGGAUAUACAGCGGUUUAUGCCAGUAACCCCACAAAGACGUUAUUUGACGCCAGCAGUGACGUCAAACGAUUGUUAUACAUCAAUGUCUCUCAGAUCUAAGAUCAAGUCAAUCGUGAACACCACCUUUAGACGUGGUGAAAAAAAUACUGCAGAAAAAUCUGCCCCAGCUGUAAUACAAUUGACCAGCCUUCAGUCAAACGAUGGAUCUUCUGAUUUGAACGAUGAACUCGUGAACACCUUUAAACUUGGUGAAAAUGCUAUUGCAGAAAAAUCAGCCCCAGCUCUAAUACAAUUGAUCAGCCUUCAGUCAUACGAUGGAUCUUUUGAUUUAAACGGUGAGCUCGUCUCGAUCUUAGGGAGAAAAUUGAAGAAAAUGGAAGAAGCCUCUACCAAGCAUAAGUUCACUCAGCAGGUCUUCGCAACGGCAUUAGCGAUAUGCUUCUUCACAAAUCAUUUGGCAAAUGAGGUGGACAAAUGGGAGUUGAUUGUGUUGAAGGCUCGAAAAUGGUUAGCAAUGGCUGUGCAACCGGAGAAUGUGGACGCUGUUUUAAAUGUAGCAGAUGGUUAUCUUAAAGAAUAAGAAUGCUUUGAUCUGAAGAUUUUAAUGUGGAUGCAUGGCUAAAAGAAAUAUUUACGUAAUAUCUGUCAUUUAAUUAUUGAUGUAAAAGUGUGGCGAGCAGUCAGUUAGUGGAAUAUCUUAUUCAAAAAUGUUGAGUAUCCAUACAUGUUCUAAACUAAUGUCUUUAUCUAAAAUCUGUUCCGUUUCAUAUGGAUUAGUACUUAUUUUACAUGCAGGGGGAUGAAAGGUAAGAAUUUUAAUUUUUUUUCGACUCAUUUUUUAUUGUCGUUGUAAAGCUUUCAAAAGCCUCAGUACCGAAAAGAGUUUUUCGGCAGCAGCCCAAGAAAUAAUUUUUUUAAAUUAUUGUAAUAUUGUACUAAUGACGGCCUUGGAAAGACUUGCAGGUGGAAUAUAUGCACUGGUUGGUGCAAGUAAAUUUACAAGAGUUAUGCCCAAAACUAUAGCAAAUGUUUGGAGUGUUCGCCUUCGCUGCAAAACGGAUGUUUCGUGGAACUGAGUAUGUUAUGUUGUAGCUGGCCUCUCCAACUAUCGUUCCACACAUUAUAUGAACCCAGUACUUUUGGGCUGCAGUCGUUGAAAAAAAAAGUUUUUGACAAAUUGCAGAUUUUUCCUUUCUUUCAAGGGGUUAUAAUGCUGGAACAGUGUCUGGAGCGGUAUUACGGCAGUCAUUUUUUAUCUUCAAUUUUACUUUUACUCUAUCAAUAGAAAUUCGCUUCGCUAGUGCUUCUUCUUGUGCUUCGCUAGUAUGUCAAGUGAAAAUUAUUAAAUUUUUUCCUCGAUGUUAGCGUAUAGCUUAUGGUCUUAGGGCUACGUGAUGAGAGUUUGGGAAACCGUUUGAUCACACAUACCACUUGAUCAUAUCAUUUUUCCAAAUUAGCAAAUAUUGAGCCGAUUGAAAAACUAAUUAUGCCCCUCCGGAGUUUUCAAAUCAUAUACGUUUUGCGAUUACUGACAGUAAUAUUAUAACCAUAUAGCCGUGUUUCUGAAAGGUUAAAAACUGGGAUGGUUAAUUUAGAGCUUCGAUUCCUUCUGAGCAAUAAAAAGCUUCUUGAAUCAAUUUAUUUCUAUCUAAAGCUCUGACAAUGAUUCAUCUUUAUUAUUAGUUUACUUGACCUUCUAUAAAGGGCAAACGUAUCCU
Molecule: messenger RNA, 3771 nt
Organism: Bradysia coprophila
Lineage: Eukaryota; Metazoa; Arthropoda; Insecta; Diptera; Sciaridae
Product: von Willebrand factor A domain-containing protein 5A-like
Source: RefSeq, a predicted model, not a curated record